CCUCAAACUCACCACCAACAACCUCUAGCGAACCUCGGGAGGACGUAACGAGAAGCCAGAUUGGAGUUCCGCUUGCGAUAGGCAUAAUGGAGGACCUGAUCGCGCCCUUGAUCAACCGAACGACGGAGCAAAUGGCCGCAGUCCACGAAUCCCAAAGAGCUCUGGAGUCGGAGUUAGACCGCCUACUUGCGCAAUUGAGUCACUACGUCAAUACCACAGAGCCCUUGGCACUUCGUUCGACGGUCGUGAAGCUCGCGGAUACCCAAAAGCGACUGGUUGGUGUCAACAAAGUGUUGAAGACUGUGCAGGAGAGAUUGAAUAGGAUACUUGUGGAUAUCGCUGGGAAACAGUUACAGAGAGCGAUUCGAGAGUGAGGCAUGGCCAAGGAGGUCAUUUUUAAGGCAGCGCAGCCGGCACGACGCGCGGUCCGAUUGCUUGAAGAAGCAGAUGCGGCCGCCGUCCAUGCCACGAUAUAACGCUCUGCGGCACGUCCUGUCUGUAUGUUGGCUUCUGGGUUAUGGGAAGCAGUACUUGGCUCCAACUCCGACAUGGGCUUCUCCGUUAGGGACAUGACAUAUUGCCAUCAAUGCGCCGGAG
Molecule: messenger RNA, 597 nt
Organism: Saitoella complicata NRRL Y-17804
Lineage: Eukaryota; Fungi; Ascomycota; Saitoellomycetes; Saitoellales; Saitoellaceae
Exons: 2
Coding region: 87-374 (95 amino acids)
Biological process (GO): endosome to lysosome transport; synaptic vesicle exocytosis; lysosome organization
Cellular component (GO): synaptic vesicle; BORC complex; BLOC-1 complex
Molecular function (GO): SNARE binding
Source: RefSeq, a predicted model, not a curated record